ACCAUUAACGAAUAAGAAAAGAAGUUGAAUGACAUUUAUCAUUUUUCUUUUUAAUAAUAAAGUUAUAUAGGAAAGUUAAAAAAAAUGGAAGUAGAAUCAAAUAAAUCGGAUUUAGGUGAUAAGAAAUCUUAUGCGGGUAUCCCAGAAGCAGAAUUUGUGGAAGAUGUAGAGGCUUACAUGCAACGAUCUGAAAACGGUGGAAACGUCGACGACGUUCUAAAAAGAUUAGAUAGUCAACAUGCCAAAUACAAAUUUAUGGAGUACAAUUUACUAUCUAAAAAAAAGAGAUUACUAAAUCAAGUACCGGAAUUAAAAAGAUCCCUUACGAUGAUCGAGAAACUGGAGCAAGAAAAAGAGGAUUUUGAAACGCAGUUUCUCCUUAGUGAACAAGUUUUUGCUAGAGCUAAAGUAUCUCCUACUAAUACUGUAUGUUUAUGGCUAGGUGCAAAUGUCAUGUUGGAAUAUACUUUAGAGGAUGCUAAAAAAUUGUUAACAGAAAACAUCGCGGUGGCUACGAGAAAUUUGAGUUACGUGGAACACGACUUGGACUUUCUUAGGGAUCAGUUUACUACUACCGAAGUUAAUAUGGCACGUGUGUUUAAUUGGAAUGUUAAGAAGCGUCAGGAGAAAGCAAAUGCUAAAUGAAAAAAAUUAAUUUUGACACUUUUUUAUUGUGUAUUGUGAAUACUUUCUGCAAUUCAAUCUCAAGAUCUAAUUUUAUUAGUAAAAUAGAAAGGAAAAUGUGUCUGAUUCUUUUACGAAUUUUCUGUAUUAAUAAAAAAGUAUCAGUUUUGCAUUUUUUUCAGACUAAUUUUUUUGCUUGUUUAUAAAAAUUUGAAAAAAAUAGUUUUCCAUAUAAAAUAAAAGUUCACUGUUUGUGAA
Messenger RNA from Diorhabda sublineata, 882 nucleotides. RefSeq names its product prefoldin subunit 3 (gene mgr). Gene Ontology annotation, biological process: tubulin complex assembly; microtubule-based process; protein folding. Gene Ontology annotation, molecular function: tubulin binding. NCBI's taxonomy places the organism in Eukaryota, Metazoa, Arthropoda, Insecta, Coleoptera, Chrysomelidae. The record is from RefSeq and is a predicted model, not a curated record. The transcript is spliced from 3 exons. Bases 85 to 645 code for a protein of 186 amino acids. Gene Ontology annotation, cellular component: cytoplasm; prefoldin complex.